AGGACAGAAUGGGACGGCAAAGGACAUCAUAGACCCAGACAGCAACGUAAUGGUUAACAUCCAGGGGAGUUCCCUUGGCUGGAAAGUUGUGCUUUAUGCGCAGCACCUGUUGUGCCGUCAGUUGCCAGUCUCCAAAAACCCAACCCCGUCAGCGCAGCGAUAUUUUAUCUCAGUCUACAAGUUAUGACUCUUGACUGCGCCAGACAACAGAUCUCGUCUCGGAGUUCCGGAUAGCUUUCUCUGCUCGGACUGUAUCAGGUUGCUGGACUCCCUCGCAGUCUCUCUCUGUGUGAGAGCUUUGGUUCUUAUGCGUAAAGAUCUGACGGGAUUUAUAUGACGAAGUGUGGAAUGCACCAUGAGCGCGCAAUUGAGCCGAAAUGCAUCUGUGUAUUUUUGAUCGCCCUGUGCCAUAGAUGAUACGCGUGCAUAAAGGCGAUUUUCAAACCAUGUUGCUGGGAUUUUAAUUGCUUAAACUUUCUUCAGCACAAAUAUUCGACUUUCCUCAGAGCCAACAGAUGUGCCCAAAACUACACUUGUGUCCCGCAUGUUUGUGGUGAUCCAGACCAGAGUCCAGCUUUGUGAUCGCCAACUACCACUCAUCCAAAUGAUCCUUUUAUUAAUAUUCCUUCUUGCAUCGCUUCUCCAACAAUAUGGCACAGAAGCCGAAUCCAGUGAUGUCAGCAAAUUACAACUUUCAAGUAUAAAGGAGCCAAACGGAGUUCAGGAGUCCGUUCAGGAAAAAGUCUUAACUGUGUCUGGAGAGGGAAUGAUCCACAGCCCAGACUUCCCACACACGUAUCCCAGGGAUACCAUACUGGUCUGGAGACUGGUGGCGGCCGACAACAUGAGGAUCCAGCUCACAUUUGAUGAGAACUUUGGUCUGGAGGAUCCUGAAGAUGGAAUAUGCAAGUAUGACUUUGUGGAAAUAGAGGAUCCCACUGAGAAGUCGAUCCUGGGUCGUUGGUGUGGGUCACAAUCUGCACCAACAAGUCAAAAAUCCAAAGGCAGCCAAGUUAUUGUUCGUUUCAUAUCAGAUGAAUACUUCCCCUCUGAGCCUGGAUUCUGCCUCCACUACUCUCUACUCCCUGUGACUGCAUCAGAGCCAGAGGCCACCACGCAGCCCCCUCCAUCCCUGCAGGGUGUUGAGGAGCUGUUGGAGGCGGUGGCGGUGCUCAGCACGGUGGAGGACGUCAUGAAGUAUCUGGAACCGGAGCGAUGGCAGCUGGAUAUGGAGGAGCUGUACAAACCCACGUGGCACGUGUUGGGGAAGUCGUUCGUCCUCAACAGGAAGGCCAGAGGAGCUGAUCUCAAUCUGCUGAGGGAGGAAGUUCGGCUGUACAGCUGCACGCCACGCAACUACUCAGUGUCUUUGCGAGAGGAGCUGAAAAGGACAGAUGUCAUUUUCUGGCCCAGCUGCCUCCUUGUAAAGCGCUGUGGUGGAAACUGUGCCUGCUGCUCUCAUCGCUGCGUUGACUGCCAGUGCGUGCCAGCAAGGGUCACAAAGAAAUACCAUGAGGUUCUUCUGUUGAGACAUCGAGGCGGAGGGAGAAGCCUGCAGAAGUCCAUGACGGAUGUGGCCUUGGAGCAUCAUGAAGAGUGUUCCUGUGUCUGUAAAGAUGACCAGGACUGACCUCAGAUCUGCAUAGAAGCUGCCAACAGCAGCACCAGGACAUCAGACAUGAACUCUGCAGCCAUUCUGAAUCUCAUCCACUUCCAUUGGGGAGCUAACAAGAUUCUUCUUUCAUACGCUUGUCCUUUCACUAAUUGGAUGAAGCAGAACAGACUGGAAUCUAAUAAAUCUUUGGUAUGGAUGUGACCAUUGGGGAAUACAAAUAGUGUGCUCUGAUUGUAUUUUAGCGGAAAGGAAAAUCACUGGAGCAAAGGUGGACUAUUACCAAACAGCUCCAGAGACGGAGAUAACUCAGAGACGUUGUCUACUCAUCCGGAAAAAGUUUUCGUUCAGUGUGGACUGUUACAUUUACGGAAGUGUCUUCUUUAAGGGCUUCUAGUCUCUGUAAGUGAGCUUCCUCCAGCUGCUUAACUCCCACAGUUUCAUGGUUCAUGUUUUUCACCAUCAAGCCAAAGAGAAGCGGUUGUGUCUGGCUACUUUCCUUUACUAUCGUUGAGCUUUGCUACAGAUUUGUCAGUGGCAAAAUGCAGUGUCAUACAAUCACAUUAUGUGUAAAUAUUUUUUCAGUUUUGUUUUUUAUACCAAAGAUUUUCCAGGAGGGAUUGUUGCGAAUUUUGAACCAGCUGGACAUUGUCUAGAAACAUUUCUGUGAUCCAUAUCAGCGAUAUCAACUCUGCUUGCUUGAGGAAUAUAUUGCAUUUUGUUGUUUUUGCAGAAUGAUUGUUCAUAAUAAAUAUUUAUUUCUAAUGAAAGGGAAUUUAGAUACAAUGUGCCUUAUUUGCUACAUUUUUGCUGUACAGUAGAAUUAGUUUUCAUUUUCUAUUUUUAGUCAUUUUUACUUUGAAAUUUCAUUGAGGUUGUUUUUUAUUUGAACACCAAAAUUAUUUAACUGUUUGUGUAUUUUCUAAUACUGAGCUUAAAGAAUAAAUUUUUCAAUUUCUGCUUGAA
Xiphophorus hellerii (green swordtail) is the source of this 2578-nucleotide messenger RNA. It is a transcript of the gene pdgfc, whose product is annotated as platelet derived growth factor c. The record is from RefSeq and is a predicted model, not a curated record. Gene Ontology annotation, molecular function: growth factor activity; platelet-derived growth factor receptor binding. Bases 545 to 1630 code for a protein of 361 amino acids. The transcript has 7 exons. NCBI's taxonomy places the organism in Eukaryota, Metazoa, Chordata, Actinopteri, Cyprinodontiformes, Poeciliidae. Gene Ontology annotation, biological process: platelet-derived growth factor receptor signaling pathway; positive regulation of protein autophosphorylation; positive regulation of cell population proliferation. Gene Ontology annotation, cellular component: membrane.